UGUAGAUAACAUAACGUUCCCGAACGCAGUCUAGACUAGAAGUAUUGAUCCACUGUGCAAGAUAACUCCGGUUAGCAGAUAUUAAUUACCACAUUUUUUUAAAAUGGCUACUACUGAUAAUGAUACAAUAAUAGAUCAAACUUUGUCAGAGAGAUUGAUGGAAAAAGGACGAAAAUCACCGUUUCUUGUUGCAAGUUUGAUAAGUUUAGCAGGUAUCUGUGGCUAUGGUGCUUAUGGUUUUAGGAAGAAAAAAAUAUCUACACAAUUAUAUUUACUACAACUCCGAGUUGUGGCACAAGGAACAGCAAUAGCUUGCUUGACGAUAGGAAUGGGAUACCACAUGAUAAAGAAGUAUAUUUUACAUGAUGAAAAAGAACCAUAAUGCUUAAUGCUAGAUUAAUAGCUUAACUGUUUCAAAAA
Messenger RNA from Cyphomyrmex costatus, 420 nucleotides. Its product is annotated as HIG1 domain family member 1A, mitochondrial. The transcript has 3 exons. Gene Ontology annotation, biological process: mitochondrial respirasome assembly. The coding region runs from base 104 to 382 and encodes 92 amino acids. NCBI's taxonomy places the organism in Eukaryota, Metazoa, Arthropoda, Insecta, Hymenoptera, Formicidae. The record is from RefSeq and is a predicted model, not a curated record. Gene Ontology annotation, cellular component: mitochondrion.